Messenger RNA from Carlito syrichta (Philippine tarsier), 599 nucleotides. RefSeq names its product cortistatin-like. Gene Ontology annotation, cellular component: extracellular region. The coding region runs from base 51 to 533 and encodes 160 amino acids. Gene Ontology annotation, biological process: regulation of cell migration. Lineage: Eukaryota; Metazoa; Chordata; Mammalia; Primates; Tarsiidae. The transcript is spliced from 2 exons. Gene Ontology annotation, molecular function: neuropeptide hormone activity. The record is from RefSeq and is a predicted model, not a curated record.
CAGACUUAUGCGUCACUGCAUGUGAGGAAAGAGGGGUAUGGGCUUUAGUCAUGGAGAGGCACACACACACACACAAAAAAAACAGCUGGAGGCUGAGCUUAAAAUACGGGCUGGUUGCAAAGAAGAGACCCAAAUCCACAAAGCAUAGAUUUCGGGGCUGCCAGGAAGAACAGCAGCAGGGCAGGAGAGAAGUGCCAGCAGCCUGCAGGAUGCCACUGCCUCCCGGCCUCCUUCUGCUGCUGCUCUCGGGGGCCACAGCCAUGGCCACCACUGCCCUGACCCUGGACGACGGCCCCACGGGCCAAGCCAGCGAGCGUAUGCAGGAAGCGGCAGAAAUAAAGCAAAGCAGCCUCUUGACUUUCCUUGCCUGGUGGUUCGAGUGGACCUCCCAGGCCAGUGCGGGGCCACUCCCAGGAGGGGAAGCCAGGGAGGUGUCCAAGCGGCCAGAAGGCCCGCCCCUCCAACAGUCCACACGCCAGGAUAGAACACCCUGCAAGAACUUCUUCUGGAAGACCUUCUCCUCCUGCAAGUAAAGCCCCACCCUGAUUACUCAUGCAAAUAGUGUAAUGAUGGACUUGAAUAAAAUGUAUUAAGCACUA